AAGACGGAGUUCAAGCGUUCAAGGACCGCGUCCUCUGCCAAAGAGAUCUCGUCGAGCAGGAUAACCUCCCCACGUCUCAUGGCGGUCACCAAGGGCCCGUCG
This is a messenger RNA of Nannochloropsis gaditana CCMP526, 102 nucleotides long. RefSeq lists its product as uncharacterized. The record is from RefSeq and is a predicted model, not a curated record. The annotation marks the transcript as partial. The transcript has a single exon.